AUGCAACUUCGUGGUGUGUUUCGUGCAGCCAAGUUGCCCAACGGACAACGCGCCAUUGGCACAAAAUGGGUGUUCAAGAUCAAGCGCAAGGCGGAUGGGUCAAUCGAGAAGUACAAGGCACGACUUGUGGCCAAGGGUUUCCGCCAAAAGUAUGGCAUCGACUACACCGAGACAUUUUCGCCUGUGGUCAAGUAUGUGACGCUGCGAAUGGUGAUCGCAAUUUCCAAGCAUUUUGGAUGGCCCAUCGACCAGCUUGAUGUGGUGACAGCUUUCCUGUAUGGCGUCAUGAAGGAACAAGUGUUCUGCGUGAUUCCUGAAGGCGUCGAACUUGACAGUACGUUCGACUGCCUGGAAUUGGUGAAGUCAAUUUACGGCCUCAAGCAAGCGUCGCGAGUGUGGAACGAGACGUUCGACGAGUAUGUGUGCUCCAUCGGAUUUCAAGUAUCGGACUUCGACCCAUGUCUCUACAUCAAGACUUCGGACGGCCAUUGCGUGUUUAUACUGGUCUACGUGGACGACGUCUUGGUGACUGGAAGCUCACUCGAGCUGAUUGCACAAACCAAGAACGACCUGAAGACGCGGUUCGAAAUGACGGACAGCGGCAAGUGUGCGUUUGUUCUUGGGAUCGAGCUUUUGGACGGUGAAGAUGGCAGUGUGACACUAUGUCAGCGUCGGUAUGUCGAUGAUAUCCUCAAGCGCUUUGGCAUGGAUGAUUGCAAGGCAGUCGCAAGUCCAGUCGACAUGAGCUCUCGACUUGUUUCAAGUGAUGCAACUACCAAGGUCGAUGCUCCUUUUCGCGAAGCUGUUGGUGCGUUGAUGCACCUGACCACUGCAACGCGUCCGGACACUGCGUUUGCUGUGGGCUAUGUGUCGCGGUUCAUGGAAAAUCCCCAAGAAGAACACUGGGUUGCAGUUAAGCGUAUCUUUCGCUACCUACAAGGCACCAAGACGCAUGGAAUUUGCUACAAGCCAAGUGCAAGGAUCGACUUCCGUGGAUAUUCGGAUGCGGAUUGGGCUGGUGAUCUUACCGACCGCAAGUCAACAUCGGGGUACACGUUCAUGCUACUCGGUGCGCCAGUCAGUUGGGGCAGCAAGAAGCAGCCAAGUGUUUCGUUGUCCACGAGUGAAGCCGAAUACAUCGCACUCAGCUUGGCGAUUCAAGAGGGCAAGUGGAUUCAUCGUCUGCUUUGUGAGAUCGUGAUGGCUGCCAAUGAAGAAGGACCGGAACUCAUGAUCCAUGAAGACAAUCAGUCGUGUAUCAAGAUGACGAAGAACCCAGUCAACCACGGCCGUGCCAAGCACAUUGAUAUCAAGUACCAUCACAUCCGUGAUGAGGUCAAGCGCGGUGAAGUGAAGCUCAAGUACUGUGAAACUGCGGUGAUGUUAGCGGACAUCAUGACGAAGGGACUUCACGGGCCACGCCACAAGGAGAUGACGGCGACUCUCGGGAUUCGUGAGCAUUCGGAUUGA
Messenger RNA from Peronospora matthiolae, 1470 nucleotides. NCBI's taxonomy places the organism in Eukaryota, Oomycota, Peronosporomycetes, Peronosporales, Peronosporaceae. The record is from the annotation of a GenBank genome assembly.